UCUCAUACUCUCAUUGGAUUCUUCUCUAUCGCUUUCUUGCCUUGCAUGGUAGCGUACAGGAUGAACGGCUUUGAUUUCGUAAACGAUUCUCUUUCCAAAGUGUGAGAUACUCAAGGCUGUCGAUGUGUGCACUUUGAGAAUAUAGCGGUUUGACAAGCUUGUAGUUAUAGCUGAAGUCAUUUGUCAGUGAGGCUGGUGGUUGGAAAUUAAAGGUGAACAUUAUUGUGAGCAAUGGGGAAGCAUACACACAAGAAACGCACUUGCAUAUCUUUGUUUAAUAGUCAUCCGAGAUGCUUGUGGGGUAUUAUGCUUAACGUGCUUGAGUUUCAAGAUUGGAGUUAUGUCAAGAAAAGACUUCCACACUGGAAGCACGGUGGUAAUAAACAGGCCAGGGGAGAUGGAAAUCCAGUAAAUAUUAAAGCAUCAGCUGCUGAUAAUUUGCAAGCAACCAGCAAUGCCAAAGUGAAUAACUCUAAUGCUGAGAAGGCGAAACAGGCAGCUCCAGAAGACAAAAAUUCUGUUAAAGCUAGGAUAAAAUCUCAGCUUGGUGAAAAAGUGUCUAAGACGAAGGACCAACUUCAUCGGAGUUCAACCUACCCUACAAAACCACAAUUGACGAGAACAUUGUCCUUCCAUCGUUUAGACCCUUUGCAAGAGGAUUUUCUUGCCGAAAUAAUAUCUGAUGAUGAAAGUGCUGGAAUUAUUAAUGAAAACAAUGGUGACUCCCAUGCUACUGGCUUAAAGGGUCCACUAUCUAAGUCAUUGAGAGAGUUAAUUGCCAAGGAAACAUACGAAGAUCAUCAACUGAUGCUUGCCCAAAAUGACUUGGGGCAUAAUCAGAUUGAUGAAACGUCUGAAACUCAACUCAAAGAAAAUCACAUGCCUCCUCGGGAUGACUCAAAGGAAGCUUUGUUGGAGAUAAAUACCAAGGAACUCGCAACAGAUGCUUCACUUUACUGGUCAGAGGAUUUCCUGAACUCUCUAGAUAUAAUCAAGUUGAACAAAGAGUUCUUUAUAAAACUUAUGCAUGACCCAAGCUCUCCUUUGGCUAAACACUUCCACAGUCAACAAAACCUCCGUGCAAGAACAGGAUUAACCAAGUCUAAAACUUUCCCUUUGCAUAGCUUGUCAGGCCAAAGAAGUUACGGACCAAGAAAUCUCAAACAGAAGAAGAAUGUAAUUGAAUCUCAUGAAAUAGGAGGGAAGAGGCAAGUUGCUGGUCAAGUGCAAAAUUCAAUUGAGCGUGGGUCUGAAGAAGAUGUCUAUAAUCACUCAAUGCAACCAACAGUUAUUGAGUACAGGGCAGAUGGAAUUCAAAAAGUAGACAAUGAAAUGGAUGAAACUGGUAGUAGUUCUUCUUUAGCUUCAUCCCAGCAUCUAAAAAGCAGUGUUAGGAAUCAAGCUGCGGUUAAGCUUUUCAAGCAUCUCAAACAAAAAAUAAAACAUGCAAUAAAAGAGAGUAAAAAGGAGAGGGAUCGUAUUGCUUUGGACGCAGUUCUUCACAAAAUUCCUUGUGACCAGGGAUUCUCUAGAGACUUGAAAAUGGAAAAUUUUGAUCAGUUUAAAGAUUCUUUUAUCAAGAGUGAUGGUAAAGACAGUCCUGCAAGUAGUAAUGAGAGCGUUCGCACUACUCUUAGUAGCAAGAGUGGACUUCCCCACGUGAAAAGAGCGUCUCUCAGUGAAACACUCAAUACAUUCACUCAAUUGUAUGAGCCUAAUUUCAACAGAGAAGCCAAACAGUGUGUCUCUGGGGGAUUAAAAUUGAGAAGAGAAGAGACGACUUUGCUUUCUAGAAGUACUCCAAAAUCUCUGACAAGGAUUUUUUCCUUACCUGAGCUCAAAUCUUAUUUUUGUCAGGGUGAGGAUCCUGUUGAUGCCUCUCCAUGGAUGCUAGUUAGGGCUCCUUUAGAGGAAACUGCCAGCAUAAGUAGUUUUGGAGAGCAAAAUAAUGCAGAUAUGCUUGUAGCUUCAGAACAUAGUUCGCAGUUAGAUAAUCUUGUUGAAGGUCAAAUUCAAGAAAACUUGACAAAGGUUACUGAAACAGACCCAGUUAUUGGAGAUCAAGUGGGAUCAAAUUCAGUUGCAUGCAUCAGUGCAAAUGCUGAGGUGGGUAGACUUGUUGAUGAUUUGAACAACUUGAUGUCAAAAGACAGUACAUCUAAUGAUGAUCAAGAUAUUGAGCCUGUAGCUACUAAAGUGGCCGAACCAAGUCCACUUCCAGUGCUUGACUUAAAGUUUCAAGAGGUUGCAGAUAGCACUGUAGAUUUUUUCAUUUCGGAAGAAUCAGAAGUAAAACUAGGAUACCUCCUUUCAGGAGAACAGGAUUCUUUUACAGGUCAUCAAGAUGAUUCCAGCAUGUAUACACACACCGUGGCUCUUAGCAGUGACUUUGAGAAAUCAAAUGUUCCAAGCAACCAUGUACAUAUUGACAUUCCACUUGUUCAAGUGGAUGUAAAAGAUAAAGCUAAGUUUGAUUAUGUGAAAAACGUACUGAAGCUGUCUGGAUUCAGUGGGAAUGAGUCCCUUGGAAUAUGGCAUUGUGAUUACCAGCCAGUUGGUCCUUCUGUAUAUGAUGAAAUUGAGGGCUGCAUACCACUUGAUCUUGACUGUUCAGGAAACGAAGAUGGUAGUUGUAAUCAAAUGCAUUUAUUUGACAUGAUCAACGAAAUAUUGAUAGAGAUUUAUGAGAGGUCAUACAGCUACUAUCCCAAGCGCCUGUCUUCUCUUUGCCACAUUCAUCCAAUGCCAGCAGGACACAAUGUUCUCAAGGAGGUCUGGACAAAUAUAAAUUCAUACUUGAGCUUGAGACUGGAACUCGACCAUUCAUUGAACUAUAUCGCUAGCGAAGAUCUUUCAAAGAAUGAUAGGUGGAUGGACCUCCAAUUCGAUUCUGAGUGCGUCGGGCUUGAACUGGAGGACUUGAUUUUGGAGGAACUUAUUGAGGAAACAAUCUUUUCAUGAAGAACUUUAGGAUGAUCAGGUUUCUUCCUAAGAUCUUAUACAAAAUUUCAUCUAUUCCUUGAUUGUGUAAUUAACAUUCAGCACCAUAGGUAGGAAUAGGAUACAGAAAAGAUGAAAGAGGAAAUAAUUCUUUUGUAUAUUGUAGAGUUAGAAAAAUGUAAUAUAUUCCUUUUAUUCAUAAAGUUGUUCUUCUGGAAAGAAAAAGGAAGAUGCAAAUUUUUAGUAGUAAAGAGGAUAUAAUUAAUGUUGCAGUUAACAGCUGAAGAUAGUUUA
This is a messenger RNA of Pistacia vera, 3234 nucleotides long. RefSeq lists its product as uncharacterized. The transcript is spliced from 6 exons. Bases 232 to 2961 code for a protein of 909 amino acids. The record is from RefSeq and is a predicted model, not a curated record. Lineage: Eukaryota; Viridiplantae; Streptophyta; Magnoliopsida; Sapindales; Anacardiaceae.